UCAGCAGCCACACACCAACUCAGCUGAACUUCCAGGUCUUCUCGGGCUUUCUGGCGUUCAGGUUUCCGCGGUAUGAGCUGUUCAGCCAGACAGCCUUUAAAACCGCGUCUACACUCGCUUCGGGAACUUGGAGGAAGUCGAGUGGUCUGCGGUUUUGCUGUGAGUGACUGGGAGAUGGCGCCCCGUGGAAGGAAUCCGAGAAGACCCCGCGGGACUCAAGAAACAGCUCGGAGACCACCUAGCGGAGCAUCCAGAAGCUAGGUGAAGAGGAGCCGAGAGACUCUGCAGCUCUGUUUCUAAUGCAGCGUCCUGCUCAGGAUGGCUCUCAUGUUCGGGAAAGCGAGAACGUGCAACAUCGUGACGGUGCCAGAGCACGAGCCCGCGGAGUGCAAUGUGGUUGUUCUGGGAGCUCUGGGUUCUGGCAAAUCCGCCCUGACUGUGAAGUUCCUCACAAAGAGGUUCAUUAGUGAAUAUGAUCCAAAUCUUGAGGACACUUAUUCCUCAGAGGAGAUCGUGGACCAGCAGCCAGUUCUGGUCAAAGUGAUGGACACAGCCGACCAGGAUGGGCCAGUAAACUGUGAGCGCUACUUGGGUUGGGCGAGCGCAUUUCUCAUCGUCUACAGCAUUGAUAACAGAUACAGCUUCGAGGUGUGCCAGCAGUAUCUGGAGACUGUUACGCUGUACACCAAAGGCCUGCAGUCAGAGGCUUCCAUCAUUCUAUUGGGCAACAAAGUGGACAUGGAGAGAUACAGACAGGUCAGUAAAUCAGACGGAGCGUCCCUGGCUGCCCGCUUCAGCUGUCUGUUCUUUGAAGUGUCCGCUUGUCUGGACUUCUCAUCUGUUCAGCACGUUUUUCACGAAGCGGUCCGUGAGGUCCGGCGUGAGGUGGAGAGAAGCCUGUCAGUCCGGCCGCUCUUCAUCAGCGAAGACAGACCCACCAUCAGCCUCUCGGCCGCACCUCCGCUACUGCCUUGCUACAAGGAGCUGCCCACCCCAGCCACCGCCAAGCUGGUCACUGUCAAGUCCUCAAGAGCUCAGAGCAAGCGCAGGGCCCCCACACUGACCCUCCUGAAAGGAUUCAAGAUUUUCUGACUCAAUGCUGCCCCCUGUUGGUCCUGGGAGAUAAAUGGUUCAGAAGGUCUUCAUAGACUUUUUGAGUACACCGCAAAGAUGUUUUGCUUAAACGGCUCACUGAGUCAUAAAUACAAAUUUGCCAUAAUAUUAGGUUAACACAGUGAAUCAAGCUGGCAACCAAAGUACCAGUUAAUAACUUUUUUUGCAAUAAGUGAUGCUAUUGGUCCAUUACAGUUAACAUUCGUGUUGUAAACCUGAGAACCUGACGACCUCGGUGCAAACAUGUCAUUGCAAUUUUCCAACUUUACAAGAUGGCCUGGACUGUCUGAAUGCACCGCCAGUCAGAACUCACUCAAGGAUACUUAAGACAUCGACCUGCUGAUGACGUUACCACAUUAGUAUCAGACUGCCCCUUAAAUCUUUUUAAAACGGGCUUGAAUUGCUGCUUAUGCAAGUUACCUUAAGUGCUUUAUUCCAUGUACUGUAAUAGACACUUUAACUUGUAGUCACCGUUAGUAGAGAUGGCACAAUAUCACAUUUACUUUUCUCAUCAUAUUGAAACCGUGAGUAUCUGCCUUUAUGGAACUGAUAUUUGUUUCUUUAUAAACUUCAAAGCUUUAAAAUAAGCUAUUUCAAAUUAAAGCUGUUCAUUUAUGAAAGAUGAUCAUACAAAA
Molecule: messenger RNA, 1748 nt
Organism: Pygocentrus nattereri (red-bellied piranha)
Lineage: Eukaryota; Metazoa; Chordata; Actinopteri; Characiformes; Serrasalmidae
Gene: rasl12
Product: RAS-like, family 12
Exons: 5
Coding region: 319-1092 (257 amino acids)
Molecular function (GO): GTPase activity; GTP binding
Source: RefSeq, a predicted model, not a curated record